This is a messenger RNA of Chlorella variabilis, 159 nucleotides long. Its product is annotated as expressed protein. The record is from RefSeq and is a predicted model, not a curated record. The transcript has 2 exons. The coding region runs from base 1 to 159 and encodes 52 amino acids. Lineage: Eukaryota; Viridiplantae; Chlorophyta; Trebouxiophyceae; Chlorellales; Chlorellaceae.
AUGGCGGAGCAGCCCGAUGCACUCAGUCCUGUGGGCAACUUUUUGAUGGCCACGCUCUUGAUCGUUCUGUGUGGGCUGAGCUUCCUGAGCACUGUUGGCCGCCAGUUCCAGGAGGACUUGGUGCCCCUCACGCCCGAGCAAAUCGAGUCGCUGCGGUAG